GUUUUGCAGCAUACAUCGGACUUCUAUGAGCGUGACGUCCCCUGUAGUGGAUGUUCCAGCUGAAGCAACAGCACAAGCAGCCACACAUGUUUCGACUGAGACAUUUCAAGUUGCCCUAGCCAGUUGCACUGCACCUCAAGAUUUCGUGAUGGAAAUCGACGGGCUGUUUACGCCACUGAAAGCGCUUCCUCUGCAGCGGCCACCGCCAAGCAUAGUAAAUGCUAGCAUUGCUUACAUAGCCGGGUUUGUGGCGAGAGCAGUCGAAGAGCGGAGGACAUGUAGCUUCUGCCCUUCCCUUCAUCAAUCAGAUUCAUCCAGUCCUGUGCUAAUGGGGCUAAUUAGCCUGCAGUCAAGGGGUGGCCUAACUUUCCCAAAGCUUGAAUUUGUCACGGUGCUUGUGACCAUUAAGAAGGCUGUUGACAUUGCCCUGCCGCACAUAAAAAAAGAGAAUGUGCGUCAGCAGCUCGCUGGACUGAUUUUGCCUCACCUUGAACGGUGCCCUCUUUUUGUAUGCUCAGCAAGAGAUGAGCAUGGUGCGAGCACGCUGUCAGUGGUCUUCGGCAAGUUUAUUAAGCCACUCUUGUCCAAUGUUGGUGCGGCUGUGACAGAUAGGGCUGUUUACCGGAAAAAGCUUGCAUGUAAGCCACUGUGCCGGAAAGUGCUCCGUGUGUGAAAUUGUGCAACGCAUAAAAAACAUGGUGCAUACUAUGUGCCUCAUUUUCGGGGAUGUUUCUGUAAAUUAAGCGUCAUGUGUAAACUUGUAUGUAAGUCACUACUCUGCAAUGUUCUCCGUGUACAGAAGUGCGCAAUGCAGAAAAACAUGCUGCAAACCAUCCUUUUUCGUUGCUGUAAAUAAAGUGUCCCGUAUCCUGAAAUGACGUUGUUUGUCCUCUUGCCCAGCAGUAGCUUCGGUGCAUUAGCCUCCAAUGUUUUUAGCAACCGCGGGAAAAAUAUU
Molecule: messenger RNA, 955 nt
Organism: Ixodes scapularis (black-legged tick)
Lineage: Eukaryota; Metazoa; Arthropoda; Arachnida; Ixodida; Ixodidae
Source: RefSeq, a predicted model, not a curated record